Molecule: messenger RNA, 654 nt
Organism: Hydatigera taeniaeformis
Lineage: Eukaryota; Metazoa; Platyhelminthes; Cestoda; Cyclophyllidea; Taeniidae
Source: the annotation of a GenBank genome assembly
GAUAUUUGUGUUCGGUACCAGCAUCUGGAGCAACCUCCACAACUCAAUUUUUUAUACAGUCCAUCUGGUGAGCGCAGAUUCUUCUUUGACGUGCGCAACACCCCUUAUGGCAAUCGACUUCACAUUUCCCAAGUCACAGACCUUCAUCGCAACGUGAUUGGCAUUCCACUGGAAUCAUUGGUGACCUUUAGAAACCGCCUUACCACUCUUAUUGACGCUUUAAAACUAGAGGACGGGGAGGCAAUGAGGGAGACCUUGGAAAAGUACUCCAAUCGUCCUAGGAGAAUUCGACAUCUCCGUCCAACCUCAUUCACUCAGCAAACAUCCAGCUCUAGCACCCGACAGACUCGAGUUGACCAGGAGAGUAAAGGAGGUCAACAGCACAAUAAGAUGGAGGAUGAAAAAGGUCCCGUGAAGUCUAAACGUCUACCACAUCAAAGCGGCACAACUUCAAAGUCCCAACUGCAGCUUCAUGAGCCCAACGGUGAAGGUGACCACAAGAUCGACGAAGUGCAAGAAAGCACAAAUGAAGAUACAAAGGAGAAUGAGGCGAAGCAGAAGGAAGAGGCACUGAAGGCCAAAAGAAAGAAAAAAGCCAAGAAGCAGUCCAAAGCAGUUGGUGCUAAUCAAGAUACGGAAAAUGUGGCAGCAUAA